CCAUCAGCCGCGCGAAUGCUGCCGAUGCGCUGUUGGAGGCGUGGAGACGCCGAGAAAUAUACCACGUCGCCAUCAGUUGCUAGUCGGCACAACAAACACAUAUAGUCGUCCCCGCAGGCAGCGCUCGAUCGACCCCAGCCAGAGCCCAGAGCAGCAGCUACUAGCCAGUGAGCAUGGCGUCCAACGCCGCACCCGACGACAACGAGGUGGCGCACGACUACGGCCUCGUCCGUGUCUACAAGAGCGGCCGCGUCGAGCGGCCCCUGGUGGCUCCGCCCGCGGCGGCCGGCCUCGAUCCCGUCACCGGCGUCGAGUCCAAGGACGUCCAGCUCGGCGACUACUCCGCCCGCCUCUACCUGCCCCCGGCCGCGUCCGCGGCCGCAGACAAGCUCCCUGUCAUCGUCUACGUCCACGGGGGCGGCUUCGUGGCCGAGUCCGUCGCGUCCCCCAACGGCCACCGCUUCCUCAACAGCCUCACCGCCGCCUGCCCUGCCCUCGCCGUCUCCGUCGAGUACCGCCUCGCCCCGGAGCACCCGCUCCCUGCGGCGUACGAGGACUGCGUCGCCGCCCUCGGGUGGGUGCUCUCGGCCGCCGACCCGUGGGUCGCCGAGCACGGCGACCUGGGCCGCGUCUUCGUGGCCGGGGACAGCGCCGGGGCCAACGCCUGCCACCACCUCGUCAUCCAGCCGGACGCCGUGCGCCUCAAGGGCGCGGUGCUGAUCCACCCCUGGUUCUGGGGCUCCGAGGCCGUCGGCGAGGAGACGCGCAACCCCGCGUGGCGCGCCAUGGGCGGGCGGCUGUGGGAGUUCGCGUGCCCCGGCUCGACUGGCAUCGACGACGCGCGGAUGAACCCGAUGGCGCCCGGCGCACCUGGGCUGGAAACACUUGCGUGCGAGAGGGUCAUGGUGUGCGUCGCGGAGGGCGACUUCCUCAGGUGGCGCGGCCGCGCGUACGCGGAGUCCGUGGCCGCGGCGAGGGGCGGCGAGGGGCAGGGGGUUGAGCUGCUGGAGACGAUGGGGGAGGGGCACGUCUUCCACCUCUUCAAGCCCGACUGCGACAAAGCCAAGGAGAUGUUCGACAGGAUCGUCGCCUUCGUUAACGCGCCGUGAUGCUCGUGUGGAUGUGCCCACUUAUUAUCAGGCCGGCAGCUUUGUGUGUCGCGCGGGCGCUACCUACUCAAAUAAAUGGAUUGCGAGGAUGAAAUAAAUUAAAUUAGAUAA
This is a messenger RNA of Triticum aestivum (bread wheat), 1220 nucleotides long. RefSeq names its product tuliposide A-converting enzyme 2, chloroplastic. The transcript has a single exon. Lineage: Eukaryota; Viridiplantae; Streptophyta; Magnoliopsida; Poales; Poaceae. Gene Ontology annotation, molecular function: hydrolase activity. Bases 174 to 1109 code for a protein of 311 amino acids. The record is from RefSeq and is a predicted model, not a curated record.